Molecule: messenger RNA, 4954 nt
Organism: Petromyzon marinus (sea lamprey)
Lineage: Eukaryota; Metazoa; Chordata; Hyperoartia; Petromyzontiformes; Petromyzontidae
Product: GTP-binding protein GEM-like
Cellular component (GO): plasma membrane
Molecular function (GO): GTP binding; calcium channel regulator activity; GTPase activity
Source: RefSeq, a predicted model, not a curated record
CUCAUCAUGCAUCGUGACGCAUGGAACAGCAGGCCCGGGUCUCCCCAACCCCCCACCCCCCAAUCCUCUCCAUAAAUAGUCACCCGCGCACUUACCUCGACUCACACAGCAUCACUCAGCUCACGGGCACCGGGGUGGCUCAUCCUGCUUGGCCGUUCCAUUCGUACUCAGCCAGCCAGCCAGCCACGUAAGCAGGGAUCGUCAGUCAAGUGGAGAGACAGGCGGCUUGGUCAGACAGCCGGUCAAAUAAACACAGUGGUCAGACAGCCUGUCAAGUUGACAGCUGGUCAGGAAUCCAGUCAAUCAGCUGGUCAGACUGCCAGUCACUCGAUCAGCCAGCCACUUAGACAGAUAGACAAACAAGCGUCCAGACAGACAGCCAGUCAGCGGAGUCUCAUACAUCCCCACGGUGUUCUUACCACGUGUGCAUGCGUGGUGGUGUUGGUGGUGGCUGCUGAUCGUGGCUUGCGCAACGGCGAAACUCACCGGCUGCAAGGUCGUUAACGUCAGCUCGCCUCCUACGUCAGCAGGAUGACGCUCAACGUGGCCGAGCCUGCCCCGACGCCGAAGAGCGCCGGCGGCCCGCAGCUGCCCCCGCGCCACGCGGCCCCCACAGCCGCCGCAACCGGCGCCCGCCUCGACGUCCCGCCGCGGAGGCUGCGCUCGGCGCAGGGCACCGGGAUGCGGCCCCGGGCUCGGCGCGCCGUCGCCGGAGGAGCCGGAGGAGUUGGAGCACGGGCGCCAGCAGGCGCGGGCGGCGAUAGCGGCGCACAGCGGCCCAGGUGGUCGACCGAUUCGGCCGACUCGCUGCUGUCAAACUCAUCCGGGGCGAGCGAGGGCAGCGCCAGCCCCGAGCUCACCGUGGCUCCUUGUCGCCUCGCCCGGCAGUUCCAGCCGCCGCCGCCGCAUCUGCCGUCUUACAGGGCCAUGCUUCUGGGCGAGCCGGGCGUCGGCAAGUCCACCCUGGCUCGCAUCUUCGGUGGCGUCGAGGAUGACUACGACGCCGAUUUCGCCGUGGAGGACUACUACCAGCGCAGCGUGGUGGUGGACGGCGAGGAGACCACGCUCGCCCUGCUCGAGUUCUGUGGCCAGGCGGGCGAGGAGUGGCUGGACGACGAGUUGGCCCACGCCGGAGACGCCUACAUCAUCGUGUACUCCAUCGCGGAGCGCGCGAGCUUCGAACGCGCGGCCGAGAUGCGCAUCCAGGUGCGCAAGGCGCGGCAGGCGGACGACGUCCCCAUCAUCCUCGUGGGCAACAAGAGUGACCUCGUCCGCUCGCGGGAGGUCAGCGUGGACGAGGGCCGCGCAUGCGCCGCCGUCUUCGACUGCAAGUUCAUCGAGACGUCGGCGGCGCUGCAGCACAACGUGCGCGAGCUCUACCACGGCGUCGUGCGACAGCUGCGCCUGCGGCGACGGCGAGGCGACCUGGAGCGCGAGCGCCGGGACGAAGCCGGCCGCCUCCUCCGCCCAUCCGGCCUCCUCUCCUCCUCCUCCUGCGCCUCCGCCUCGUCCUCCUCCGCCUCCUCCUCCUCCUCCUCGUCAUCGUCGGCGGGGUCCGCGCCGUCCUCGGCCGGGGCCGUCUCGUCCUCCGCCUGCCCGCGCCACCACCCCUCGUGCCACCACCACCGCUACGCGCGGCGCAAGGAGAGCCUCACGAAGCGCGCGUGGCGCAUCCUCAGCCGCUUCAUGGUGGCGCGCGGCGCCGGGAGGCUGGCCUUCCGCGUCAAGUCCAAGUCGUGCCACGACCUCUCCGUGCUGUGAGCGAGGCGGCGCUGGAUGCGCAUCCAAAGGUGGUCGGUGGUGGUGGCGGGGGGGGGGAGACUCGGUGCCCUCGCUUGAACUUGUGAAAGGACAGACAAACCUCGCGCGAAACCUCCUGCUUCAGCCACGACCGCGUUACGGGAUGCGCCGGCUCAUUUCUCUCGCUCCCUCCCUUCAUCCCUCACCACCCCCCCCCCCACCCUCCCCAUGCCUUCUGCCACACAAAUAUCCGUCUCUCUGCCAUUGUCGUGACAGCGCAAUGGAUGGAAAAAUACAGGAGUCUCUUCUUUUUAUUUUCAUUUGAUUCUGAUCGGUGUCCCGAAGCGCAAACCCGUUGGGUUUCGAGCGACUGCGUCGUGGUCACCGCAGCGUGCUGCACCGUGGCAAAGGUACGGCGUCGCCUAAGCAAGUCGGGGGCAAUUGAUUCGCCUCGCUUGUCAGCCAGGCACGUAAAACCAUUACUGCAUCAGGUAUGCAAUUUGGCUGUACGGCCCAACUACAUUUCAAUUGCACCCAACGUGUGACAAUGGACAGAAUGUCGCAGCCUUUUUUGCAAACACUCGUGUUGUUUAAGCCACGCGUGUAACCCGGACUUGCGCAAGUGAAACCCCACCCCUUUCUGCCGCAAAAUUGACAAUUUACGAGGAUUCGUUUUGAAUGUAGCACCCCGUGUAUGCCGGCGCUUCUCACAUCGCUCAACGUCACAGCUGAAUAAAUCGAAGGGGCACCCCCGGCGGCAGCUGCCCCUGCGCGGCACAAAGCGACUUGGCAGUCGGCCUGCAAAACGGGCAUCAGUCUGCCAGUGCCAGUCGGAGGGGCGGGGGCGAUGUCUUGCUGUGGAUAAUCACGAUUGAGUAAUCUGCGCGUCAUUUUCAAAUUUGGACACGCAAUGGCCUACUCUCGCGAACGGCGUCAGGGGAUUUCGAACGUUCACUGUGAAGCAGAUGGCGCGUUGUGCUGCUACGGUUGUUGCACAGUGCAGCGAUAACCAGGGCGGCCGCUGGAUUUCGAACCGUGAACCUCUGCAACAAGCGGCGAUUGGGAGUGCUUGUCUCAUGAUUAGAACGUCAUGAAUUAAAAUGCUAGUUGGGGGGUUAUGCUACCCCCAUCAUCCCCCUGGGAUCAACACAAUUAGUACCGAUGUGUGUAAAUAGUGAUUGUUUCAACGAAUAGACUGAUCCCUGCCAUGGCAAUGUGAAGUUUCCAUUAAUGGGCUCAGGCCACCAGUCGACAGCAGUACUGACCAAAAUAGAAUUUUGUGCAGGAGGGGGGAGGGGGGGUGGAGAGACACCUCGACUUGGCUGGAAAAGAAUAAAACCCUAAAUUAUUGUCACUCAUUGUUAUGAUGUUCAAUUGCAAGCUCGGGAGGGCAUUUCCUGCAGGACGACAGUGAGUGGCUUUAGACAAAGUUGUCGGUCAUCCACAGCUUCCAAAAUCAUAUUUUACAUUUUUACAAAAUUUAUAUUUCAGAAAGCCCCUUUUAAUCGGUGCUGUUGUUUUUCAGCAGCGAGUGCUGGAAAGACAAAGGUCUGUGCGAAGAGGUUAACACUCUUUUUUGACACCUUUACCAGAAUGUUUCUUAACGGACCUGCGCUUCAUUCACGUGAAUGUCAGCCGCCACCUCUGCGUCUUGCAUCCUGGAUAUUGUCACCGCUGGUUGACGGCGAAGUGGCUCCCUCUCGCUUUCUCCUGCCGGAGAAUUAUGAGCAGACGUAUUGAGGGCACAUGUAAUUUAUGGUAUGCCUGGGGUACCCCCCCCCCCUCUCUGUCUCCAGUCUCAUACGAAGUGGCUCUUUCUCCCUACGGACAAGGAUUACCAUGACAAAUGGGCACUUCGUUCACAAAGCGCCGUUUCUUUCAGCAUCACGAUGCACUUAAUAUUCGCACAGCGUCAAACCAAAACACGAUUCGUAUUUCGAGUGUUUCCCUGCUCAAUCGAGGCGAGACCCAUCUGUGUCCCGCGGCCUUGACUCAGCAGUGGGAUAUCUACAUUACUUUGGGAGGGGCCAGUCUCUCCAUGGGACAUGCAAUUAAUUUCAAGUGGCACUCUUCUAUCCUGGAGUUAACCCCUAAACGUGAUUUGAAUUCCUUAACCGUCUAAAUGUGAGUCAAGCAGUCUAACCCCGUGCCACGUGGCCAGAUGAACCCAUACACUUCACCAUUGAUAGACUUUAGUUACAUUUAAAAAAAUAUGGUUUCUGCUUACGUUUCAGAUAAUGUUGUUUUUGUUGGUUCCAUCUCAUCAGCAUGCCGCACAAACACGUAACAGUGAGAGUGACGUGUCAUUUCACUUUAAUCAUUACAACAGUGACGCGCGACUCUCGGACUAAGCGACAGUUUCUCACCUUGGCUUGACCGACGCCAAACCGAAGAGCCACGGGGCUACUGCUGCUAAAACUAAACUAAGCUAUUUUAAUUUUACUAGGUAAUGCCCACGGAACGAUAUAGCUCUUUUCAGAAGCCACCUGGCCACAGACGAUAGCUCAACGAAGCGGCUUAUCGCGUGGAAAUGUAUAGAGCAGCCAAAUACUCUAAAAGGCGUGUUUCUACAUCGGGAGGGAAAAAAACCCGGAGGGUCCGGAGAAAAGCCCACGCGACUCACGGGGAGAACACGCAAACUCCAAAUAUACAGCAGGCUUCAGGGUCGGGAUUGGGAUCGAACCCACGACGUCCUGUAUACCAGGCGAGGUAGUUAACAUCUCCUAGCCACGGCGCUGCUGCUGCUGCUGCCGCUGUGGCUCAAUAUGCAACGGUGCGACGGCGGAGCGGAGCGGGGUGGCCACUCCGCGUCACCGCGUACGAUAUCUCCUUUCUGUGUGGCUGUGCCGCUAUGGAUAUGGCGCAUUAAUAAUUGAUCGGCAGACACGUAUGAAUGGUCGCAAUGAAAACACAACAUUCGAUACGCCCCUGAGAGUGUUGCGGGUUUAUGCAUUGCGUGCAGGGUUGAAACCGUUUGCCUUAUUGCAGUACAUGUACAUAGUGUACACAAACACACCUACAUGCUUUAAAAGUUAGAUUUUAUAUUUAACUGUAUGAACAAAUAUUCCUCAAGAGUUUUCUAAGAGUUGUAGGUUCUGAUCUGCCGCUUAUACCUAUGCUGUGUGUGUGUGAACACCUAACGAUAUAUUGAUUGAUGCAGAGGUCCGUUGGAUUGUUUUGACUCCAAUUGGAAAUAAACCGUUUUAUAAGCGUG